AUGGCACCAAUUACCAAAGAGUGCGAUUACCUGGUCAUUGGUGGAGGUAGUGGUGGCUUGGCUUCGGCGCGUCGAGCAAGUGGGCAAUGGGGAGCAAAGACAAUUGCUAUCGAAAGCAACAGACUUGGCGGGACUUGCGUGAACGUAGGAUGUGUCCCGAAGAAAGUCACCUGGAAUGCUGCCGCCAUAGCAGAGACUCUUGAUCACGCCAAAUCGUACGGAUUCUCGAUCAAACAGACAGCGCCCUUCGACUGGCCAACGUUCACGAAAAAGAGAGCUGACUACGUGAAGCGACUUAAUGGCAUAUACGACCGGAAUCUUGAGAAGGAUCACGUUGAGUGGCUACAUGGGCGCGCCUACUUACACUCAAAGAACGAGGUCGAAGUCCAAUUGCACGAUGGUGGCAACCAGACCAUUCACGCGAAGAAGAUUUUGAUUGCAACUGGAGGGCAUCCGAAUAUCCCAAACACACCAGGCGCAGAUCUGGGUAUCACGUCUGACGGCUUUUUCGAGCUCGAACAACAGCCGAAAAAGGCCGCUCUUGUAGGUGCAGGCUACAUAGCUGUCGAGAUGGCAGGCAUGUUUCAUCACCUCGGAACAGAGACCCACCUCUUCAUCCGGCACGACUCCUUCCUCAGGACCUUUGACCCUUUAGUCCAAGAAAAGAUCAUGUCCGAAUAUGAACGACAGGGCAUAAUAAUACAUCGCAACUCAGCGCAAUCAAAAGUCGAGAAGCAUCCAUCAAAACCUGGCUUCCUGAAUCUCCAUUACUCCGACACCACCACCAAAGACGGAGUACUAGAAAUCGAUUGCCUCCUCUGGGCGAUCGGCCGCUCCCCCGAAGUAGAAGAUCUUCACCUCGACAAAAUUGGCAUCAAAACUGAUCCAAAGGGCCACAUCGUGGCAGACGACUACCAAAAUACCAGCAUCGACAACAUCUACGCUCUAGGCGAUGUCUGUGGCAAGAUCGAACUAACACCAGUGGCCAUUGCCGCGGGGCGGAAACUCGCAAACCGGCUCUUCGGGGGUGAAGCGCACAAAGAUGAUCAUCUAGACUAUACGAACAUCCCCUCCGUCGUCUUUGCUCACCCCGAAGUCGGCAGCAUCGGCCUCACCGAACCAGCUGCGAAGGAGAAGUAUGGGGAGAAUGAGGUGAAAGUGUAUGAGACAAGUUUCACGGCGAUGUAUUAUGCGAUGAUGGAGAAGCAGGAGGAGAAGGCGCCGAGUAGCUUCAAGCUGAUUUGUGUGGGUAACGAGGAGAAAGUGGUGGGGCUGCAUAUUCUGGGAGAAGGCUGUAGUGAGAUGUUGCAGGGUUUUGGGGUGGCGGUCAAGAUGGGAGCGACGAAGAAGGAUUUUGAUAAUUGUGUUGCCAUUCAUCCCACAAGUGCAGAGGAAUUGGUCACUUUAAAGUAA
Molecule: messenger RNA, 1413 nt
Organism: Bacidia gigantensis
Lineage: Eukaryota; Fungi; Ascomycota; Lecanoromycetes; Lecanorales; Ramalinaceae
Gene: GTR1
Product: GTP-binding protein gtr1
Exons: 1
Coding region: 1-1413 (470 amino acids)
Biological process (GO): cellular response to oxidative stress; glutathione metabolic process; cell redox homeostasis
Cellular component (GO): mitochondrion; cytosol
Molecular function (GO): glutathione-disulfide reductase (NADPH) activity; NADP binding; flavin adenine dinucleotide binding
Source: RefSeq, a predicted model, not a curated record